Messenger RNA from Molossus molossus (Pallas's mastiff bat), 2538 nucleotides. It is a transcript of the gene DNAJC30, whose product is annotated as DnaJ heat shock protein family (Hsp40) member C30. Bases 1 to 681 code for a protein of 226 amino acids. NCBI's taxonomy places the organism in Eukaryota, Metazoa, Chordata, Mammalia, Chiroptera, Molossidae. The record is from RefSeq and is a predicted model, not a curated record. The transcript has a single exon.
AUGGCAGCCAAGUCCGGUCUGAGGUGGCCGCGGCUGUUACUGUGGAGGUUGUGGCGGACUCGGGGCCCUCCACAAAACCGAGUAUCGUGCUUGGUCCUAGAAGCGAGGACUUAUUCCCAGGGCGACGGCCCGUACUCGCGCACGGCGCUGUAUGAGCUUCUCGGCGUCCCCUCCACGGCCACGCAGGCCCAAAUCAAGGCUGCCUAUUACCGGCAAAGCUUCCUCUACCACCCGGACCGCAACUCCGGGAGCGCCGAGGCUGCCGAGCGCUUUACGCGCAUCGCCCAGGCAUACGUGGUGCUGGGUAGUGCCACCCUGCGCCGCAAGUAUGACCGCGGCCUGCUCAGCGACUUGGACCUGCGCGGACCUGGCGCCCGUCCCUCCACGACUCCCUCAGCGGAAUCCGGCCCGCCUCGCAGCCCGCCGGCCGCCCCUCGUACCCACGGCCGUGGUAAGGCCGCGCCGGACGCGGACCGCACCAUGUUCAACUUUGACGCCUUCUACCAGGCGCAUUACGGAGAACAGCUCGAGCGGGAACGCCGCCAGAGGGCCCGGCGCGAGGCCCUUCGCAAGCAGCAGGAGGAUCGGGCUAAGAAAGGCUUCCACUGGGACGAGAUCCGAGACACCACUUUAGUCUUCUUUCUCCUCACAAUCUUCAUCCUAAUGGGCAUUCGCUUUUAAUUGGAGAGAGAAGGGAAGGGGAUCAGACCCCAGAAAAUGGCCUUUCCUGUCUUGAACCCUUCGCUUUCCAGAGUCUACCUCUGCUGGGGUCCGAAGGAACCGCUCUUCCCCGCCCGCCCAGCUUAGCCGUUGACCUGCACAUCCCUCUCCCUGCGGUCCAGAAAAGGAGGCUUUUCGAUGCCCAAGAAGGAGGCCCCAAAAUGAAGAGCUCUGAAAGCCCGAGAGGGAAGGGUUUUCUGGAAUCUUUUGGGUGCCUGCUUCCAGAGUUGCCUUCCUGAUGUCAACUUCUGGAACACUUGCUCUGGCUUUAUUGUAAAGCUCUGAGCAAGAAUUGUGUGCUCCUGCCCCAUGUUUGUGCCAUGGGGCUCUGUAACCUUGAAACGUGCAAUGUGACCAAUUGUUGGCUGCUAAAAGAAAAAUUCUGAGGUUGUACAACCUUGUCUUUCUGUGAGUUCCCAAGCCACAGGUGAGACCUGAUAUAGGCUAAAAAUGUAUGUGGAAACCUUGCUAUUCUAUGGUCAGCCCCAAACCCCACUCCUUUCCAUUGGUGGCAUGAGGGAGUGGGAAAGCAAAGUCAUCAAGCAUAAGGAAUGAGUGUACCUGUGCCCGUACAUAUCUAAUGUAUGACCUUGGAGAAGUUUCUCUAUGGGCAUGAUGGCAGAGAGCAAGUGAUUUGCUCUCUUGAAGUCUGUCACACUUUAUUAUCCAUAGUUCUAAUGGGCUCAGUGGUUAAAACAUGCUAGUAGAGUCAAGUUUAUCCUUGGGACAGUGUGCCUGUCACCUGGUUAUCCCCUUACCAGCCAGCCUUUUUGCAAAUGAUGCAGCCUGUCCUCUCCCAGACAGAGUUCCCCUGAGUGUGGCCUAUCCUGUUUAGCUUGCAGGGAUUAUUGCAGGCCCUACAAGCUAAAUCCUGGAAACAUGGUUGCUUGAGACUGUAGGAAAUUUUGGGAGUUUGGAGUUGGGACUACUCAGGAUCAGGGGGCCUGUGGUGGAAACUUGGUUCCUUGUUUAGAACUGCCUGAGGCUUUUUUUUGUCUUUAAUUGCUAAACAGUAGGUCAGUCAUCACUUGGCUAGAGUGGUAAUAGUCAUGCUCUCUUAAUCCCCAGUCACCGCACAUAGGGAAUGCAUGGCUGUGAGAUUGUCAGUGCUCAAAUAUUUAUGAACUGGGGCUGAGUGUAAAGCUGUGGGAUAGGAAAACCUUUGCAAGAGAUCUACCACAAGGGUACCAGCCUAAGUCUAGAGUCUAAACAAAGCCAGAGGUGCUUUGGUAUAUUAAUACCAAGUCUUGCAUUCACACUCUUGUGAAAUCCUUGUAUAAAUUGGGAUAAACCAAAGCUAUUUCAACUUGGUCUCUCUGAUUCUCUUUAGCCUUAGAGGUCAGGGGCAAACCCUUAGUCAUGGCUUUGUAGUGACCACAUGGUUCAAUAAUAAAGAUUUGAGUCGACCCUGGUUCAGGUCCACAGUUCUCAGUGAGCCUUGAUUUUGGGGGUGGGGCAUAUGUACUUUGAAAAAGAACAUUUAGUGUUAUUAUAUUCAUAUUUGAAAAACGAGGGAGAGUCUUUUUCAAAUAUAACACGUGAAGUGAAGCUUAGUAAAAUGUACAGAAGCUAGUGAUUCUCAGUCAAAGAGAUGGGGCAUAACAAUGUCCUUGGGGCAAGAUUCUAUCAAAAGGAGUUGGAGUUCUUUUGGGUCUUGUUUGGAAAAGCCCUAGUGGUCUGUAAUAGCUGGGACCUUUUGCAUGGGCUUCUUGACAUAGACCUUUCAAGUGUGCUUUCUGUGACGAUCACAGUCAAAAACAUUUCCUGGGGCCCCAGAACAUGGAAAUGGAUAGAAAGUUAAGAAGGUUCCUGCCCUGG